AUGUCUCUUAAUUUCAAAAAGAAGAACGGCAAAGAACGACAGAAUUCGAGUCCUUCAGGCUCUACGACAUUCGAAGACGACGAAUAUGCCAAAGUCAUUGAGGGCAUCAAGCGCAUUUACAAGCAAAAGAUCAAACCCGUGGAGGUUACCUACAAUUUUGAAGGCUUCCACUCUGCCCCUUUGACUGAUUCUGAUAUUGAAGCAAAGCCUAUCGUUCUCCUUAUCGGUCAAUAUUCCACUGGCAAAACGACAUUUAUUCGAUACUUGCUGGACAAGGCCUAUCCAGGUGAGCAUAUUGGCGUUGAACCCACCACAGAUAGAUUCGUAUCUGUCAUGCACGGUACAGAGGAACGAGUCAUUCCUGGCAAUGCUGCCGCUGUGAACCAAGAACUACCUUUCCGAGGCUUGAAUCGAUUUGGACAGGCCUUCUUAUCGAGAUUCCAAGUCUCUCAAACGACCUCACCCGUGCUGGAAAACAUGACCAUCAUUGACACACCUGGUAUCUUGGCAGGCGACAAACAACUGACAGAACGUGGCUAUGAUUUCACUCAGGUCAUUGAAUGGUUUGCCGAACGUGCUGAUUUGAUCUUGCUCAUGUUUGAUUCUCACAAAUUGGACAUCUCCAACGAGUUUAAAUUGGCGAUCCACAGUCUUCGAGGACAAGAGGAAAAGGUACGAGUGGUGUUGAAUAAGAGCGAUAUGGUCAGCCAGCAGCAGCUCAUGCGUGUGUAUGGUGCCAUGAUGUGGUCUUUGGGCAAAGUCGUGCAAACACCUGAAGUGAUGCGUGUCUAUUUGAGCUCCUUCUGGACCGAGAAACCACCCAACUGCUUCGAGGAUUGUCGAGAGUUGAUUGAGGCUGAAUCCAAGGACUUGCUGAGAGAUUUGAAGGAACUGAGACGCAAUGCUGCUAUCCGUAAAAUCAACGAAAUUGUAAAGCGUGCUCGUUUGGCUCGUGUGCAUGCUUUGAUUAUCAGUCAUUUAAAGAAGGAGAUGCCAGCCAUGUUUGGCAAAAAGAAGAAGCAGGAGGCCUUGCUUAACAAUUUGGCUGCUGAAUUUGUCAAGAUACAACAGCGCAAUCAUUUGCCUGCUGGCGAUUUUCCUAACCCUGAAAGAUUCAAGCAAAAUUUGGCUCACUACGAUAUGGACAAGUUUAAAUCACUCAAGGACGAGCUGAUUGAACGUGUGGAUGAGGCCCUGUCGAAUGAUUUGCCUCGCCUCAUGUCUCAAUUCCCUACCAUGAAUCCUGAGCUCGAGCAAAAUGAAAGAAACCCCUUCCAAGCAGAUAGUAUACCAGGCCCAGGCGAGUUUCCUCCCUCUUACUGGCACUUUGAUUCCAUUGACAAGCACACUUACCUGCCUCGGUUCCAAUCGCUGGGUCCUCGUGAUGGCAAAGUGUCUGGUGGUGAUGUGAAGCCCAUCCUGAUGGAAAGUGGGCUCCCCAAUGAUCAAUUGGCGCAAAUUUGGCGGCUGGCCGAUUUCGACAAUGAUGGCUAUAUGGAUAUAGAUGAAUUCUGCAUUGCCAUGCAUUUAAUUAAAGCAGUACAUGGUGGAGCACAGUUACCAGAGAAACUACCAGCAACCUUGAUGCCAAACAGAAAGUUCUAA
Messenger RNA from Mucor velutinosus, 1605 nucleotides. RefSeq lists its product as uncharacterized. Gene Ontology annotation, biological process: endosomal transport; endocytosis. Bases 1 to 1605 code for a protein of 534 amino acids. The transcript is spliced from 4 exons. Gene Ontology annotation, cellular component: plasma membrane; cytoplasm. NCBI's taxonomy places the organism in Eukaryota, Fungi, Mucoromycota, Mucoromycetes, Mucorales, Mucoraceae. The record is from RefSeq and is a predicted model, not a curated record. Gene Ontology annotation, molecular function: protein binding; calcium ion binding; GTP binding.